GUUGUCUACUAUUUGAAGAGUAUAGCUGUAUGCAUUUGUAGAAGUUUUCACCAUUGAAAGAUUUUGGAAGACCAAGGAUGGAAGAAUCUCGAGCUUCCUUGCCGCAAGCUUUUCUACAACAGGUGGAGGGUUCUCGAGCUUCUUUACAGCAGGCUUCUCUACAACAGAUGGAAGGUUUUCGAGCUUCUUUACAGCAGGCCUCCUUAGAACAGACGAUGACGCAAGAUUCUCAGAGUUUCUCACAGCAGACAUGUUUCCAAGCAAUAAUGAAAGAACUGAAAGAUAUAAAGGAGUUACUGGGGAAGGUAGUAGAAAGGAAAGGAAGUGAUCAAAACGAAGGAGUACAAGACGUUGUUAGCAGUGAAGUGUUUGUUGGGGACCGAUUGUUUGAAAUCAAAGUGCCAAAAAUCAGCAUUAUAGAGGCAGAACAUAGUGCAAAGAAUUCCCAGGCUCUUGCUCGCAAUUUGUUAGACUGUCUGCUGACAAAGAGGGAACAAGCUGACAGAACCUGCUAUGGUAGUGCGACAAAAAACCGAAUUCAAUUGAACAUUUUGAGAGCUAUAAGAAGUAUCAAUCAGCUCACCGAGUUUGCAAGACAUCAAGAGACAUUUGAAAAGGCAUGA
Molecule: messenger RNA, 623 nt
Organism: Corticium candelabrum
Lineage: Eukaryota; Metazoa; Porifera; Homoscleromorpha; Homosclerophorida; Plakinidae
Exons: 9
Coding region: 78-623 (181 amino acids)
Source: RefSeq, a predicted model, not a curated record